Messenger RNA from Penicillium argentinense, 1068 nucleotides. Its product is annotated as wax synthase family protein. The record is from RefSeq and is a predicted model, not a curated record. The transcript is spliced from 2 exons. The coding region runs from base 1 to 1068 and encodes 355 amino acids. Lineage: Eukaryota; Fungi; Ascomycota; Eurotiomycetes; Eurotiales; Aspergillaceae.
AUGUCGGGUCCUGAGCUGCUGCGAGGAGUCUUCGCAUUCUCCUGUUUCAUCAAGACGCUCCAUUUCGUCAGCCUCUUCCUCAUCCUCCACGUGGAAAUCAGCCAACUACUUCCACAAACUCGCAAGCCAUCUGCCCGUUUUCUGGCCGCCUUGAACUGCGUCACAAGUACUCGCGGCAUCGGAACACCCUGGGAGGUGAAGACCUGGACAUACCGUGACCAUGCCUCACCUCCAAACCAACCCCCCAAAACAAAAUGGGCGUACAUUACCAGGACCCUACUUACCCUCAUCUGGCAAUACACAGCCCUUGACCUUCUAAACUUCGGCACAGUCCUCUACUUCCAGCGAGAAUGGCCCGGCGCCUUGGCCGCAGGUGCGGAGCUUUUCGGGCCUGCCUCGAGUAAGGGGCAGCUAAUUACGCGUCUUCCGCUCUCGUGCCUGCUACUGGUCAAUCUGCGCUUGCUGUUUUCGAUGAUCUGCACGGUUAUUGCACUAUUGUCUAUUGCGCUUUUCUGGGGAUCUCCGGAAUACGGGCCGCCACUCUUUGGGAGGAUGAAGGAUCUCAGGCACUUUAGGGUUAGGGAUUGUUGGGCCAUAUACUGGCACAGCCUCCUUCGCUGGCCCCUCGUAACAAUAAGCGGCGCCGUACAACACCGCCUCAUCCCCGCCUCAGGCAAACCCCAGCAAAUAAUCCAGCUUUUCCUCAUAUUCUCCAUCUCCGGAAUCCUGCACAUGCUAAGCGCAAUAUACGCCGGAGUGCCCGACAACAUCGGUGCCAUAAUGCUCUUCUUCGUGGGCAAUGCCGCUGCAAUCGUCGCCGAGGACCUCGUCAGGACUCGACCUCGAGCAGACAGGGACUCCGACACAGCGUGGACGCGUUUUCUGGGUUUCUUGAGUCUGCUUGCGUGGACCUAUGUGUCUGUGCCGUUAUUUGCGUAUACUGCGUUGAGAUUGCCCGUUGAGACGGACGAGGUUAUGCCGGUUAGGUUUGUAGAGGAGGUGGGGUGGCGUGUAAUAGCGGGAGUUGUUUCUGUGGGGUGGACUGGUUGGACUUUGAUUGGAGGGUAA